Messenger RNA from Falco peregrinus (peregrine falcon), 4970 nucleotides. It is a transcript of the gene SCD, whose product is annotated as stearoyl-CoA desaturase. Lineage: Eukaryota; Metazoa; Chordata; Aves; Falconiformes; Falconidae. Gene Ontology annotation, biological process: response to fatty acid; unsaturated fatty acid biosynthetic process. The transcript is spliced from 6 exons. Gene Ontology annotation, molecular function: stearoyl-CoA 9-desaturase activity; palmitoyl-CoA 9-desaturase activity; iron ion binding. The coding region runs from base 346 to 1428 and encodes 360 amino acids. The record is from RefSeq and is a predicted model, not a curated record. Gene Ontology annotation, cellular component: endoplasmic reticulum membrane.
CAUGAGAGAGCCUGGCCCUCGCCAUCCUACUCUUCCUCGGCAUCCUUCCUCCCGCCCCCCGGCGCGCCCCGCCCCCCCUCCCCUCCCGGGCACGCCGAGAGUCGCGACUCGCCGCCCGCCGCGCUGACCCCGCGCAUCCCCACCGUGGGCAGGGGGUCACCGGGAGGCCGGGGCGCGGAGAGCCCAACCCCGCCAGCCCCCAGGCGAGCAGCCCCGCUUAAAUACCCCCGCGCCCGCCUUCCGGCCGCACAGCUCGCCGGGCGAGGGGCCGCCGCCAGCCUUCUGCCGCCGCCGGGGACCUGCGCGCCCGCCUUCCGCCGCCGAGGACCAGAGACGAGGCCGGCCAUGCCUGCGCACUUGCUGCAGGAGGAGGAGUUCUCCUCCGCUUCCAGCACCACCACUGUCGGCACCCUUACCUCCCGGGUGACCAGGAAUGGGGAUGCCAUCGUGGGAAAGGACUUAAUCAAUCAUGAGGACUUGGCAGGAGACCGGGGCAUGAUAGACGAUCUCUUUGAUGAGACCUACCAGGAGAAAGAGGGCCCCAAGCCCCCUGUGCGAUACGUCUGGAGGAAUAUCAUCCUUAUGAGCCUGCUGCAUCUAGGGGCCAUAUUCGGGUUGAUGCUGAUACCUUCUGCAAAGAUCCAGACACUGGCAUGGGCUGUUUUGUGCUUCCUGGUGAGCGCUCUGGGGAUAACAGCUGGAUCUCACCGCCUCUGGAGCCAUCGGUCCUACAAAGCCACGCUGCCCCUGCGGAUCUUCUUGACUAUUGCAAACUCUAUGGCCUUCCAGAAUGACAUCUACGAGUGGGUCCGGGACCAUCGUGUCCAUCACAAGUUCUCCGAGACAGAUGCAGACCCACACAAUGCCAUGCGGGGCUUCUUCUUCUCCCACAUUGGCUGGCUGUUGGUGCGCAAGCACCCGGAUGUCAUAGAGAAGGGCCAGAAGCUGGACCUGAGUGACAUAAAGGCCGACAAGGUGGUGAUGUUCCAGCGGAGAUACUACAAGCCUUCGGUGGUGUUGCUGUGCUUCACGCUGCCCACUGUAGUGCCCUGGUACUUCUGGGAUGAAUCCAUCAUCAUCAGCUUCUUCAUUCCAACCAUCCUGCGCUACACCAUAGGGCUCAAUGCCACUUGGCUAGUGAACAGUGCUGCCCACAUGUUUGGCAACCGGCCGUAUGAUCAGCACAUCAACCCCCGGGAGAACCCCCUGGUCAGCCUGGGGGCCCUAGGAGAAGGCUUCCACAACUACCACCAUACCUUCCCCUAUGACUACUCCACCAGUGAGUUUGGAUGGCGCUUCAACGUAACCACAGCCUUCAUUGACCUCAUGUGCUUCCUGGGGCUGGCCAGCGAUCGCAAGAAGGUCUCCAAGGAAGUCAUCCUGGCUCGGAAAAUGCGGACUGGAGAUGGGAGUCACAAGAGUGGCUGAGUUCCUGAUCCCCUUCACACACACAUCCACACCUCUCUUUCCUCCCUUUUUUCUCCCUUUCUCCCUUCCUGACUCCUCUGAACACGCUGGACAAAGGUUUAAUGUUCUGUUUACUAACUACUGAAUAAUGCUACCAGUUUGCUUAAGAUAAUGAUAAUGAGUUUUAACUCUCCUCCCACACUGUAUUUUACGUGAUGUAUUUAAGAUCUAGGACUUUGCCUUUAUAAUGCAAGGCCACCCCUUCCCUCCUGUGAUCUCCUUUUCCUUUCCAUUCUUUCUCUCCAGCCCUGCUACCCUGUCUCCCACUUCACAUUGCCCCGGUCUCUCCUGACAGAGGAGCUGGUAGGCAGCAGCCGUCGCAGCCAGCUACAUACCAUGGAGUUAUGAAAGCCUGUACCAGCCAGUUGAAGAGUUGAGCCAAAGUCAGUGACCCUCUCCCCACCAUUUUGCCCCCAGAAUUCCUUCCUCUGUCCCUUCUACUUUCUCAGGGGCAGCUGACAGAUGUGGCAUGGCUAAAUCGCUCUCCCUGGGAAAAGCAACCCUGUCUCCCCUUCCCUUGCCAUCAGAAAAGAGAGUUGUCUCAUUCUGAGAUGCCUCUUGGGAAGCAUUCUCCCGCACUACAUGGCCUCUCUGGCUGGGGAGAGGAGAGCCUCCAGACUUCUGGAGCUCCAGCCAGGUCCACCGUUGGCUCAGGGGAGUCUGGUGGCAGCAGCGGGCUCUGAAGGGUGGUCUUGGUGACCUUAUUACCUCCUCCCUCUGGCACUACAGCCUCUCUCCCUGCACUGCCCACUGUGUGCUGUGCCAGGAGGGACUGAAGGCAGAGCCUGGCCCUGGGCUCCAUGGCCCCUUUAGAGAGCCACAGCGAGGAGGGGGACAGAUGGAGGGGUGUACCACUGGCUUCUGUGGGGCAGCACCAGCCUGGGGUGCUUCUGUUCACCACCACCACUGAGAUUUUUGCCAGCAAAUGGGAGUUUGCCAAAACAGAGAGGGAGAGAAGGAUGUAAACCAAAGCUCUACAGCGGAGUUAAGCUGCUUUAUGAGCUAGAAGAACAGGGUCUCUGGUGGGUGGCAGGUGGAUGUCCUGGUGUCCGUACCUGCCCUGCUGAUCCGCAUCCCGUGCUGAGCACAGGGCUAGGGAGUGCCUGCAGGCAUAGGGAGGGGUGAGGGUGUCCACACGCGUAGGUGGCUCCGUCCUCUAGGCCUCUGCUCGGUCAAUUAACAAGUGCCUGAGAAACAGCGAUGCAGAGCCAGGCGGUACAGGGUCUCUGGAGAGUCAAGACCUCCAAGGUGAGGCACUGCUGCUGGUGUGGGCCACCUCCAGGCUUCCCUACCCAGGGUCCACCGAGGUGAUUUGACAUUCCCCCUUGCUCCUCUGAGGGAGUGGGAAGGGGAGGUGAAAGCAGCUCCUUGUUAGUCCCUUAGCUUGCCUCCCAGUCCCCUUGGCGAGCUAUUUUGCCACCUCGCUCCUUUGCCGGUGAGGAAGGCAGCGAGGGUGGCUGAGCCUGCAAAAAGGUCAGUUAUAUCACCGAGCCAAUGUGGGUACGCAGCUGGAGGGCAUGCUGGGGAAAGAAGUCCUUGUGGGAGCUGUUUCCUGCAAGUUGCAGAGACUGCAGCUUGAGUUCAGGCUUGGGGUUAGGGUCUGUCUGGGUCUUGUGGUGCCAAGGCCCUCGCUGGGCUGAACGUGCUUUUUUCCCCCCCAACUGUCCCCAUUAUUACUAAUUUUUGUUCUUAUUAGUUGUACCAAUAGUAUUGUUUUUGCUUAAAUGCAUCAAAUGGAGCUGGAGGAAAGCACAAGAGGUGGCCGGAAUGAGGUGACACUGAAGUGGGGUUUGCAGUGUCUCCCUUACUGGGGCAGGCUAGGGAGGGCAGAAACGAGCAGAGAUGGAUGCCAGCAUCCUCUCUGCAGCUUUGCUUUCUGCUGCUGUGCAACGAGUGAGGAGCCAGGACAGCUCUGUGAUGUUCUCCUUAACAAAAGCACAUUUGUUACUCAGAAAAGGCGGCCUUCUCCUCCCCUUUCCUCUCCCUGCCACCACCAUGGCCUUGUUAUUGCUCAGCAACGGGACCUUUCAAACUUUUGAGCCGUCAGGAGCGAUGUGGUCUCCAGCCAAGAGGUACAACAGGAAGGAAUGGAGCAGGGAGCCCUUUAGCAGCUGGUGUCAGGAGACCCUGAGCAUCAUGACUGCCUGAAGGCUGGCUGGGGCUAAAGGGAGUUGUGCCUAGCGUUGUAUCCUACCACUUAAUUAAAAAAACAACAAAAAAAAAUAGAAAACCAAACCUCAAAAAGAAGAUAAACUGUUAGCUCUGUAAUUGCUGGGUGACUUCGGUCUACUCUAAACCCAUAUGAACUCAUAGUGAUAUCCAGAGAGGAUGAAUUUGCUCCAGCUAGUCAAUUUGAAAGGGGUGUGGGGAGGGGAGAAGGUGGGCAGAAUGAUUUACUUGCUGCUGGUGCCCCUAAGGUGUUGUGUGACAUACCCUACAGUAGAGAAGCAUGCUGUGACAUGCCGCAAUAUUUCACAUCCUGUCAGCAGAGAAGCAGGGUUUGACAUCAAGGGUUCCUUUCAAAUCUGAAGUGCUUCUUGGGGUCCAGAAUCUGGAAUUAGGGUGGAAGCUGAGGAGCAGCAACCAAACAGUCCUGGUGUUUGCCCAGUCACUUUAACAGUAGAUUGGCAAAUAUCUCUGGGUGCCUUAAAUCUUUCUUUAAUAUACAUAGAAGUAUUGACAGCUAUUUGCCGUAACUUUUUUUUUCUUUCUGAAUUACGAACAUUUAAGGGGUUUCUUAAUUAUUUAAUUGCCUACAUUGAAUUGUGGGUGCAGGUGAUUUUGAAUGUAUUUGAGUUAGAAUUUUUGUUAGAUUAAGAAACAGAUACAACACUUUAAGUAGAACUUUGUUUGAGAUAUAUAUAUAUCACACAUCUAUAAAUAUAUAUAUUAAUUUUUUUUGGUGGCAUGUUUGUAUCCUGGACGCAUUGUCUGUAUGUUUAGCUUAAGUGAGUCUGUGAGAGGUGGAAGCGGAGAAGGCAGCAGCGGGACCUUGUGGCUAGAACAGCUGUCUGUCCUCCUGGGACCUGUGCCCAGCCUGGCUGCUUGCUCACUGCAUGACAUGAAACUAAGUCACUUAAAAGCGCUCCGUGCCUCAGUUUCCCUGCCUGUAACAGGGUUGUGCCAGCCUCCCGGCGUGUGGCGAGGCUGGGAGCCGCCUGGCCGAGUGCGGCAGAGGGGGAUGUACGCACUGGCCCGUUUGUUUUCCAAAACUGUUCCCAGCCCUGCUGGUAUUUUGAAGAGCAGAUGUCCAAGUGUUGGGGUGUUCAGGGAUGGAUUGGAAAGUUGAAUCUGCACAUUGUCUGAGCUCUGUCACUGUUGAAAUGUGAGUAGGAUAUGAUUUUUCACAGCUUAGGGAUUUCUGCAUAGUAGUAUCUCUGUUUUGUGUACUGGAAAAAAAACCACCCAACCUUUUUGAAAUAAUUUCUACUAAUAUGGAAACAGACAUCUGGUUGUGCUGAUCUGAAAUUUUAUUUGUUCAUAAUAAAAACGUUACUUUAAAA